This is a messenger RNA of Mauremys reevesii (Reeves's turtle), 885 nucleotides long. RefSeq names its product alpha-2-macroglobulin-like. The record is from RefSeq and is a predicted model, not a curated record. The transcript is spliced from 7 exons. NCBI's taxonomy places the organism in Eukaryota, Metazoa, Chordata, Testudines, Geoemydidae. Bases 311 to 634 code for a protein of 107 amino acids.
CUGAAGGGCUGGUUAAUGAAGACACCCUCAAACCAUUGUUAAGGGAGCCUGAAGUCAAGGCACAAAUUGUAACCUUGGAUCAGAACUUUAUUGCCAGCAAUGAACCGCACCACCUGGUGGAGCUGCAGGUAAGUGAUGCCAUUCUGAAAGAUUUUAAUGAUCAGAACAGAAGGAGCUAUAUGGAGACAGCCACUUAUACCAAGAUGCACAGUGACAGCCCCUGAUUUCUUGCAGUUCCUCCCCAUCACCCACAACUUUGCAGGGAGAGUCUGGAAUCCAGAUGUGUCAUUCAGGCAUCUCUUCUUGAACCAUGUCAAUGACUGGACUCCAAAGGGAAUUGCAUGGUCAAUGGUUGAACAUGCCCCUAUAUCACGGCAUUGUGGAUCUAUUCUUCCCAUUGGCUGCAGAAGCAUCUUUAGGGAAAUACACCAUCAAUAUGCCUGGCCUCAAGAACACCUUCAGUGUAGAGGAAUAUGUGCUGCCCAAAUUCAGUGUGUCAAUUCGGAUGCCCCCUGUGAUCACCAUCUUGGAGGAGAAAUUCCAUUUGCAAGUCGGCGGCAUGUACACGUAUGGGAAGCCAGUCCAGGGCAAAGUGCAGGCCAUGGUGUGCCACAAGCCAAUAUGCUAUAGUUGAAGUGUCCUCAAAACAAACCAGGAUAUUUGUCGGGAACAUUCUGGCCAGAUGAAAGGGGAGGGCUGCCUCGCUGUGAUGUCGGACACUAAGGUCUAUAACCUGACUCUCUUCAGAAGAGUUACCAGUUCAGGCUAGAUGCUGUGGCUUCCCUGGAAGAAAGUGGAACAGGUAUAAGGAUUCCAGACUUGGAGGAAGGGCUCUGAUUCUUCACUGAUGGUCUCUUCACCUAAUGUUUUUCCUCACCCUGCAUA